UGAAGAGUUGACUUCCGGGUCUGGAAAAUUAGGAAAAAGUUUGCAAAAGUUGUAUUUUGAUAAAAAUAAAGAAAAUCAACUUGUCAUAUUAAUUGCAAUUGACAAUAUGUAAUAUAUCCCGAUGCUUAGAUAACGAGAAUGGCCGAACCAGGCCCUCCUGUCACAAUAAAUGAACUGAUAAAGCUGACAAAUGUAGGCAUACCACAAGAUCAAGUGACUUGGUCCAGGGUGACCUUGUCCUCUGAUAGAUGGAUAGCAAUUAGACAUGGCAAGAAAAAAGAAGAUGGCAGUAAAUGCAUGGUAACAGUGUUGAGCCUGAAAGAUGGAUCUAUAUCGUAUGCUGGCCAGACUAGUGCUGACUCCGUCCUCAUGAACCCUUCCAAACCCAUCAUAGCACUUAAAGCUGAGCAAAGAUUUGAGAUAUUCAAUGUGGAGACUAAACUGAUGCUGACAAAAACUAAAAUACAUGACCCUGUUUGUUACUGGACAUGGUUGAACUCUGAUAUUAUUGCCAUAGUAACAGACACUGCAGUCUUUCACUGGAGUCUAUUUAAAACAAAAGAUAGUCAGCCGGAGAAGGUAUUUUUGCGGCACAGUCGGCUGGCAUUCAGUGAAAUCACAAGUUAUAAGGCAGAUAAUAGUAUGAGAUGGUUUGCAAUAACUGGGCUCACUCCUGAGGAGGAUAGAAUCUCAGGUCUAACACAACUAUACAACAUGGAUGAGGACAUUACUCAGGUGAUAGCUUGUCAUGCCAUCUGCUUUGAUACGUAUAAAUUUGCAGGCAAUUCUUGCCCUUCAACUGUAUUCUGUGUCGGGUCCAGGGACAUUGGUAACUAUGGAAAAGUACAUGUGAUAGAGCUAGGUCCAUACAAGGCAGGGAACUUUGCUCCAAGAAAUACUUAUGAUCAGAUACAUUUUGGAAAAGAUUCUGAACAUUACGAUUUUCCUGUGGCGUUACACGUUUCUGGAGAAUAUGGCCUGGUGUUUAUGCUGACAAAGUAUGGUUGCUUGUUCUUGUGUGACAUGGACACUGCAACAUGUCUGUGCAGCAUGCGGGUUUCAGAGGAUAUAAUAUUUACCUCAACUAUAAAUACAGAAACACAGGGUUUUAUUGGGGUUACACGGAGGGGACAGGUGCUUGCAGUUGAUAUAAAGAAAGACACAUUGAUCAAAUUUGUGCGAGAUACAGCUAAGAAAGGGAACCAGGCAGACAGAUUGGAAAGGGCAAUAGUCACAAUCAAUGAGCCAGGGUCCAGCUCACAGAUUCCAUAGAAAUAUGGUAGCAAUGCUGUCAAGUUUUAUUAUGUCUUCUGUUAUUAAUCCACAGACUUUAAGGUCUGUGACAUUUUCUAAUCUUUUGGAUCAUUUGAUAUAGCAUUUUCUAUUGAAGUACAUGUAGGUAUUUGAUAUAUAACUGUUUUACUUGCCGGUACAUUUGUUGAACAAAUUUUGAGCAAAGUUUUUCUUUGUGGUUUCUAAAUUAAGCAUGAUGUCCAGUCCCUAUACAUGAGACUUUUUAAAAAAACUUAAUUUGAAUAAUAUUGUCAUAUGCUUGGUAUAUUUUCAUACCUUGCUUUCAUUUACAUUUAAAUAUACAUGUACAUAUUUUAAGGUAACAUUUUUUUACCUCUUUUGUGUAGAAUUUUUGUUGGUAGAAGUUUUGUUUAUUUUUCGCUACUUAUAUAGUGUUUGAAUUUCAGUCAUUUAUUUUUGUGUGUAUAAGAUGAAAACUUGUAAUACUGUACACAUAUGAGAAGUCAAUCUAGUCUUGUUAUGUCUCCCACCACACAGUGGUGGGGAAGACAUGUUGAUUUACUCCUGUCUGUCUGUGUGUGUGUGUGUGUGUCUGUUUGUCGUGUGUCUGUCACAAAUCUUGUCUGCACUCGUAAUAAGUUCAACAUUUCUCACCCUACCUUCACCAAACUUGAACAAAAUGUGUUUGACCAUAAGUCCUCAGCCAGAUUCGAUAACUAGCCAAAUCGGCCCAGGCACUUCGGAAUUAUGGCCCUUGAAUUAACAAAAAUUGGCCUUUUUACUCUUGUCCGCACUCUAAGUUGAACAGUUCUCAUCUGAUCUUCACCAAACUUAAACAAAAUGUAUUUACCAAUAAGUGCUCGGCCAAGUUCAAUAAUGAACCAAAUCGCCCUAGGCACUUUAAAUUAUGGCCCUUGAAUUACCAAAAAUUGGCCUUUUUAAUCUUGUCCCUGCUGUAAGUCGAACAGUUCUCAUCUGAUCUUUACCAAACUUGAACCAAAUGUUUUUGACCAUAACUCCUUGGCCAAGUUCAUUAACUAGCCAAAUUGCCUCAGGCACUUCAGAAUUAUGGACCUUGAAUUAUCCAAAAUCAGCCUUUUUACUCUUCAAAGGUAUAUUUAUAGUGAGUAAACAGUAUAUAAAGACUGACUUACUAUUUAGAUGAUUAGGCAGUUGUGGGAGACAUGCACUUUUCUCAAAAGCAGCUCUAGUUGAUGGAAAAAAAUGUUUUAAUUUAAAUCAAUCAAAAUUUAGGUGUAGUUUGCAGUAUAUAUAAGUCAGGAUUCUUCUGUGUGAAACAGGUUAAUUUUUGGACAAAAAUUUAGCUGAGGAUAUUGAUCUAGCACGUUUUUAUGUAGAAAGGAUAAAUUUUGUUUUCACUAUAGCAUCUGUUUAGUUUUAAAUGAUUGACCUCACAGUUGAGAAAUUUGAAACACUGAGUAUGUUUCUGUUUUGAUAGAUAGUUGUAUGGUUAAUGUGUCUUCUAAUUAUUCAAACAAUCUCCUAGAGAAGCGAUGUAAAUGAGGGAUACUGUGCACAUUUUGUAAAAGUGAUUUAGGAUCUUGUACUCCUGUUAAGAAGUAUGUCAUGGGAAGUAUUCUAUAUUUUAGCUGGUAAGGGGUUAUAGAAUGUUUAGUAGUCAUAUAUUCAAGUUAUUCUCAUGCUGACUUAAAUAUUCCAACAAAAAAAAUCAGAUGAAGUCAGAGAUAGUGUCAAACUUUAAUUUUUAAUCCCCCGCCAAGAAUGGUGGUGGGGGAGGUUAUAGGAAUGGUCUCCAUACAUCCUUCCGUAACAUUUUGUGUCCGCUCUGUAUCUCCUAAACCCCUUGAAGGAUUUUUAUGAAACUUGGAUGAAAUGAUCACCUCAUCAAGAUGAUGCGCAGAACCCUUGAGUCAGCCAUGUCGGCUCAAGGUAAAGGUUUGAGCCUUCCAUUUAGUGUCUGCUCUGUAUCUCCUAAACCCCUUGAAGGAUAAUCAUGAAACUUAGGUCAAAUGAUCACCUCAUCAAUACAAUGUGCAGAACCCAUGAGCCAGCCAUGUCAGCUCAAGGUCAAGGUCACAACUCAAGGUCAAAGGUUUGAGCCAUCCAUUUCGUGUCUGCACAGUAUCUCCUAAACCCCUUAAAGGAUAAUCAUGAAACUUAGAUCAAAUGAUCACCUCAUCAUUUGUGUUAAAUUGUAGUCAGUUUUUGGCUGAUAUAAAACUAGAAGUAGGUAGAGGUAUACAGUAAAAGGGAUAAAAAAAGUACUUAGGUCUGCAAUAAUGCAUUUUGCUCAACUGGAUUCUACCGGGCAAGAUCACACUUGGUGCAAACACCUUGUAGUGUCACAGCCCGAAAUCCACUCAAGCAGAAUACAACAUUGUAGAUCAAGGUAAAGUUAUAAAAACCCUAUUAUGUUUUAAGAGAAAUCAAGGAAAUACCUUGUUAGGUAAAAGAUGGAUCAGACAAUAGUGAAGCUACCUCUGCAGAUAUAUGAUUAAGUGUGAUUGAUGUAAAAUUUCACUUUUUGUGAAAGUGUUCUGACUGUUUUAAUAAUAAACAACUAUGUGCAAUAGCUUUUUUGAAAGUGUCAUAUACAGUAGUAGUGCUAUUCAUUUUUAGUGCUUACUUUUUAUGCCCCCGAAGGGAGGCAUAUAGUUUUUGAACCGUCUGUCUGUCGGUCUGUCGGUCUGUCAGUCUGUCGGUCUGUCCGCAUUUUCGUGUCCGGUCCAUAUCUUUGUCAUCGAUGGAUGGAUUUUCAAAUUACUUGGCAUGAAUGUGUACCACAGUAAGACGGUGUGUCGCGCGCAAGACCCAGGUCCGUAGCUCAAAGGUCAAGGUCACACUUAGACUUUAAAGGUCAUUUUUCAUGAUAGUUGGGCGUGUCCGGUCCAUAUCUUUGUCAUCGAUGGAUGGAUUUUCAAAUAACUUGGCAUGAAUGUGUACCACAGUAAGAAGACGUGUCGCGCGCAAGACCCGGGUCCGUAGCUCAAAGGUCAAGGUCACACUUACACUUUAAAGGUCAUUUUUCAUGAUAGUUGGGCGUGUCCGGUCCAUAUCUUUGUCAUCGAUGGAUGGAUUUUCAAAUAACUUGGCAUGAAUGUGUACCACAGUAUGACGACGUGUCGCGCGCAAGACCCAGGUCCGAGAGCUUAAAGGUCAAGGUCACACUUAGACUUUAAAGGUCAUUUUUCAUGAUAGUUGGGUGUGUCCGGUCCAUAUCUUUGUCAUCCAUGGAUGGAUUUUCAAGUAACUACACAUGAAUGUAUGGCACAGUAAGACGACGUGUCGCGUGCAAGACCCAGGUCUGUAGCUCAAAGGUCAAGGUCACACUUAGACGUUAAAGGUCAUAUUUCAUGAUAGUGCAUUGAUGGGCGUGUCCGGUCCAUAUCUUUGUCAUUCAUGCAUGGAUCUUAAAAUAACUACGCAUGAAUGUGUGGCACAGUAAGAUGUUUUGUCGCGCGCAAGACCCAGAUCCGUAGGUCAAAGGUCCUAAACUCUAACAUCGGCCAUAACUAUUCAUUCAAAGUGCCAUCGGGGGCAUGUGUCAUCCUAUGGAGACAGCUCUUGUUUUAUUUUUAACAUAACAUGUCCAGUAUUUUGAUAGAUGCAAUUAUUAGUUGAAGGCAAAACUACAUUGUGAGAGAUGAUGUGUGUUUUGUGUCUGACAUAUUUCAACAACCCGUCGUUACGUGACUGAAAUACUGUUGAAAAACGGUGUUAAACCCAAAACAAAACAAAAAUAUUUCAACAAACUUUGAUGGAUAUAUAUAGGAAAAACCAUGUAAAACAAUUUAUGAACUUUCAAAAAUAAUAUUCAAAACAUUACAGAUGCCUGAACGUCCUCAAAACAAUUUUUUUUUUUUUUUUUAAGUUUUUGUUGAAUUGAUUCAUUGCAGUAACUUUACAAUUAAAGUUUAAAACAUACACAGACCAGAUUUGCUGCACCAUGAGAAAACCAACAUAGUGCAUUUACGACCAGCAUGGAUCCAGACCAGCCUGUGCAUACGCCCUGUCUGGUCAGGAUCCAUGCUGUUUGCUUUCAAAGCCUAUUGCAGUUUGAGAAUCUGUAAGCAAACAGCAUGGAUCCUGACCAGACUGCACAGAUGCACAGGCUGGUCUGGAUCCAUGCUGGUCGCAAAUGCAAUAUGUUGGUUUUCUCAUGGCGCAGCUCAAUGAUGGUCCACAUUCUGGGAAAAGAUAUUCAUUGUCGGAUAUUUAAGCAUUGUUUGACCCGCUGUAAAUAUUGAUUGCCUGUAUACAUGGCCUCACAGCUCCCUUCUAAUAAAUAUUACUAGACACAUCUGAAGGUCUGAAGCUUUUAUCAAUAUUGUUAUACAAUUUUUCCUUAAAAAUCCAACAGCAAAAAAGCAUGUUGUCUCAGACUUCUUAAACCUUUAAAUGUUAUGUAGAAACUGCCAACAAAGUAAGGGAGACAAUAUGCUUUAUUAUCCAUAAACAUGGUAAGAGUAACAUCCCUUAGGGUCACAUCAUCUCCAUCAUCUCCAUCAGCUUAGCUUUUUUCCUGAUCCCAAAUUGUCUUCUUUAGGUCAGUAGUUAGAACUGUGCAGGUGGUUGAUUCUUAAAGUUCAACUGAGUACUUUUCUGAUAUUUUUGUAGAUGUUUUAGAAAGCAAUUUGCCAAUGUAUUUAAUUUAUACUGAUUCUUUUAGCUUAAUUGUAAUAAAAGCUUGAAGCUUAUUUGAAUCACUCUGAAGUCUGCUUCCUGGACAAAACAGUACUGGUGUCAUAUGAGACAGCAUCGUCAUAACCCUAGUGGGGCCCGAACCCACAACCUUCAAGUUCAGUGGUAGACAACUUAAACACUAGACUGCCGCUCCCCUUGAUUGAAUAGCAGAGUUUGUUAUUACCUGUAUGAUACGCUGUUUCUACUCUCAGCUUGGCACUCAUCAAGGUGUAAAUCAGGUGUGUAGGAAGGAUUGGCUGCAAUCAAGGGAUAUAUGAACUAUCUAGGCAUCUCCUUAUAAAGGGCUAUUUUUGGGCUCUUACAUGCAGUUUAAUAGAAUUAUUACUGAAAUGUUCCAGAAAAUCUGCCACAUUGUGACUGUAUAUAUAAAUUAUAAUGGUGUAGUUUUUAACCCUGUACAUUACUUACAUGUAAAUGAAUGAUUUUUAUGCAUUGAUGUUUUAAUUCAGUUUUACAACUGAUGCCAAUUAAUUGUAUGCUCAUUCUCAUUGGUUUAUUGCCUUGUUGCAGUAAGUGUAUAUCUAUUGAGUGUCAUAUUUAUUGACCUCUAGAAUGUCAUAUUUAUUGACCUAUUGGAAAUAUAUUCACAUACCUACCUCUUAGUGUGAACUUUGAUUAUGUACAUUAAGAUGUUUGUUUGUUUUCUUUUUUGCUUUUUCAUAUUUAGCAUAUUUAGCAUAUUUAGAUAUAUACCCGGUAAUUAGCAUACUGAAAUAUAUACCAGUAAACAGUAUGUGUAGAGAGGUGUAAUGUUUACAAAGGGAGGUUACUUGCUUGUCAGCAAAUGCCUCAUAAAAUUUUAUUUAUGGCAGAAUUAUUUUUUUGCAUGUUUGCAUGUUACUAUUCUAUACAUUUGAUGGUCCUGCCCAGUUAUGUUAACCUUUAGCAUACGUCUGCUGGAAAUGUCAUCUGCUAAAAUUGUAAAGUUCAUUCAAUUUGCUCCAAAAUUGGAAGAAAUAUUGUCAGAGUAGCAAACAGCUUGGAACCUGAUCAGACACCGAUUUUAUCGGCGUCUGAUCUGGUUCCAAGCUGUUUGCAAAGGCUGUUAAAUUCACCUGCAGCAGGCUAAAGGUUAAUGUAAAUAGACAAAAUCAGGUGUCUUACAGCGUCUUUUACAACAUACUGGUAGUUCUGAAUGUUUGUUACGCUGGAAGUUAAAGCUUAUUGUGAUUUAUCUGAAUAAUGUAGAAUGAAACCUGGGUGCUGUAUACAGAAACAUGAAACAUGCUAAACCUACAGUGUCAGCUGAUAAAACUAAUCUGCCUAAGAUUAAAGAUAAUAACAAAAAUGUUUGCACAUAAAAUGAUCUAAUAUUAUGUGAAAACAUCAGCUUCAACAAGAGUCCUUUCUAUCAGAGAAUUAAGCAAUGAACUGACCAGUAUGUGAUGAUAAAGCAGUAAUUUACAACUGUAAGAAGUUUCAUUAAAAUUAACGUCAUAGAAUUUUGUCAUUAAUAUACAUCUAUGAAAAUGUCAGCGAAAUUGUGAUUUUCUCAUAGACUAAUUUUAUUAAAAAAAUGCAAGGUCCAAACUUUUGAAUCAGUCUUGCAAAAAAUCAGUCACAGGACCUGUUUGUUUUACUAACUAAUUGAGCCGUGCCAUGAGAAAACCAACAUAGUGGGUUUGCGACCAGCAUGGAUCCAGACCAGUCUGCGCAUCUGCGCAGUCUGGUCAGGAUCCAUGCUGUUCGCUUUUAAAGCCUGUUGGAAUUGGAGAAACUGUUAGCGAACAGCAUGGAUCCUGACCAGACUGCGCAGAUGCGCAGGCUGGUCUGGAUCCAUGCUGGUCGCAAACCCACUAUGUUGGUUUUCUCAUGGCACGGCUCAAUUAUAUUCUUGAAAUGUAAAAAAGGAAUUUUAUCUAAUUUAGUAGUGUGGUGUUCAAAGAUUAACUUGUUUUAAAACCUGAAUGAAUAUCUUCCUUUUAAUUUGUACCACUUUAAAACUUCUGCAAAAUUAAAUGAAAUCAUACAGGACUUAUGUAGAUAUGUGGAACAUCUAUGUUAUAGUUAGUUGAGGCACUAUAGACUUAUGUAUCCUUAAUCUUAGACAAACUUUGUAUACUGUAGUCUGCACUAUUGGUGCAUUGAAGUUUGUGGUGCUAACAACCUCCUUAGGUUUACAUUGAUUCCAGUGAAAAUUGUGUAGAUGUGCACAACAUACUUGUUUUGGUCAGGUCAGAUAGACUUAGAUAAAAGAAAUGUAUUUCCUCUGACAAAGCAGUAUUGCUGGAGUAUUUAUGACAUUUAUUAAUAGAUCUAGAUCCUGAACAUCAGCUGUUUCUUAAUUGAUUUUACAUUAAACCUAAGGAAGGUCGGUGCACCUGGUGUUCCUCCACCAACAAUGCUGGAAAGUUGCUAUAUGACCUAUGAUUGUGUCGGUGUAAGGUUAAACCCAAUGAAAAAACAUUUAGCUGUUUAUUUCAGUUGCAAACAUGUUUACCUGUAAGAACGGUGCAAACAUUGCAACAAGUGCACACAUUGCAACAGAUGCAAUAUAUUGAUGUUUUAUAAAAACUACAUGAAAAGAACCAUCCCUAUGCUUAAGGCCUGCACAGCACUUCAUGUGGAGUAUAAUGCUAUGCAUUCACUAAAAUCUUAAAGGUUUCUGUCUCUUUUUUUAUCACAUUUAAAAAAAGAAAUAUACAGUGUUUUUUGCAUUAGUCUUUAAAAUCUCUAAAAAGAUAAAAUGAAAUUUCAUAAAACAUUAUUCACCACAUAAAUUCAUCUUGGUUGACUUUAGUAUUUUCUAUCCAUUAUUUAUAUCAUCAUACAGAUACAUAUUUCCUGUUAUUUAUGUCAAAGGAUAAAUAGGUAAAACACUCAAAAGUUAGACCAUCUUUUCCAUAAGACCACCGAGGGGCCUCAGUGGCCGAGUUGUUAAGAUCGCUGACUUCAAAUCGCUUGCCCCUCACUGUUGUGGGUUCGAUCCUCACACGGGGCGUUAAAUUCUUCAUGUGAGGAAGCCAUCUAGCUGGCUUUUGGAAGGUCAGUGGUUUUACGGAUGUGCCCGCCCGUGAUGAAAUGAUGCAUUGGGGGGGGGGGGGCACCUAGGGUCUUCCUCCACCAUCAAAGCUUGAAAGUCGCCAUAUGACAUAAUUGUGUCACUGUGACAUCAAACUGAACAAGACCAAAACAAUCAUAAGACCACCAUUUUGUUUUUAAAUGAUAACUACUGCUAGUCAUUCAAGCUGUUUUCAAAAAUGACUGUGUCAGUUUUAGUGUAUGAAGUGUGAGUACAUUGAAAUUGAUACAUGCUAAUUAUGCAGUUAACUCCCCGCACACACACACACACACACACACAUUCUCUUAAAGAAGAGGGGCUAUAUUGUUUUGCUUUAAAGAAAUAGUCAGUCUCUUUGUGUGUCAUCAAACUUCAUAUGAACAAGGAUUAAUGCCUUGGUUCGCUAGAUGAUCCCUAUUGUUUAAGAUGACAGGGACUUAGGCUGAAAACUAGACAUACAAUGGUCAAACUUUGUAUGAUGAUAUCUAGUUUAUAACUUUGUAGUUAUUUUGCCAAAAGUCAAGGCCACAGAGAACUAAGUAUCACCUUCCACUCUCAUAUCUUUGUAUAUAUGUAGUUUGGGGAGGGGGGAGGGGAAGGUACAUAAGCAUGUUAAUUCAAGUUUGUCCCAUGAUACUUUUAUAUCGUUAAGUUUUCUUUUUAGUAUAUUUUCAGUUUGUCCCAGUUAUAAUUGUACAAAUAAAUUGAAUAAAUAAAGACUGUCCUUGAUAUUAUAUAUUUUAUUGAUCAGCUGUGAUUGCAUGUUGGUUAAACUACUCAUGCUACAAAGAAUUAUAAUAUAUAGGCUGAGCUUCGAGAGUCUGGCUAUGAUUGACAGAUAAACACAGCUACAGUAGCACCUCCUCUUCACUUGAAUUAAAACUUGCAUAACAAUGUGAAAUUAAAAUAAACAGCAAAAUAUUGGUGCUAGACAAAUUCUGUCAAAGUGUCACUUUAAAAUAUCUGAACAUAAUAAUUUAAUUCUGAAAAUAUUACAAGUUAAUAUUGAUAAGUUUACAUCCUGUGUGUUCUGCACAUAUCCUAAUCAUUUGUUGAUUGUACACCAGUCUAAGUGUCUACAAUAAAUAUGUAAGGUAAUUAAAUUAAAUGUUAAAUAAACUAGAGUUAAUUACCACAUCCUCUAUCAAUGAAAUUCCAGUGUUAGUUGUUGUGAGUUGAAUUAAAACAUUGUGUAACAAAAAUCCUUUUUUUUAAUGAAAUUAAUCAAUAAAUUUGCCUCAUGUAAACAUUCAAAUAGUUAGAUUUUACUGUGGUAUAUUCUUGUAUUUAUUUAGUCUCAUUUGUACACAAAAUACUUGAAUAAUUAUUUCUAUAUUCCAUAUAUUGCAUAAUGUAAGUAUAUCUAACUCUAAGAUAAUAUCAUAUUUUUGAGCUGGAAGGAAGUCUGGAUCUUUUGUUAUUGUUUUGGGAAGGUAUUUAUUUAUUUCAUUAAAUUUUUUCUUAUUGAACGAUCAAAGUUUUUAAACCAAAAUUUUGCACCAUAUAAUUCAUUUACAAACGUGUUUACCUGCAAUAGAUAAAAUAUUUCAAAGCUAUGUUAUAAGCAGGAUACCAUCUUGCUUGCAAGACCACCAUUUAUUUCUCAAUUAUACUUACUGCUAGUCUGUCAAGCUGUUGUUUUCAUUUAAAACUGCAAGUUUUUAACAUUGUUUAACACUACACGUUUAGGCCAUACAUUAAAAAUAAGGCAUACUACAAAACAUGGAGUGGAGUCAUGGAGUGGAGUGGUGGAGUGGAGUCAAAAUUGGAGUGGAGUCAUGGAGUGGAGUCUAAUUUGGAGUGGAGUGGAGUCAAAAUUGGAGUGGAGUCAUGGAGUGGAGUCAAAUUUGUUUUAUCAAUAAUAUUUAUUUAUUGAUAUUUUUAUAACUAUUCAACAUAAUAAUGCUUUUGUCUUACAUUGAUUGUAGCCACACAGAACAGAGGGCUUGGUCAAAUUGUUAAUUGUCAGUAUAUUUUAUCUCAUUGUUUUUUAAGAGAUUUUAAAGCAUCACAUAGAUAUGAAAUACAAAUUUAUUUAUUUGAGAACAGUUGUAAACAAAUCAAAAGGCGGUCAACCCAUGGGAACAUAUUCAAAUAGACCACAGUAUAAAAUACUGGUAAAAAGUAAUAACCAAGUUUCCAAAACUAAGUUCCAACUGAACAACUGUAGGACAUGUUCUAAUUACUACUUGAUGUAUUCUCUGAUGGGUUGGGUAUAAUAAUAGACAUUAUUUUUCAUAACCUUUAUCAGUGAACAAAUAUAACACUCCUCAUCAGUGUUUUUUUUUUAUUGAAGUUUGUUGUUUUUGUUGUUUUACUUAACAAAUUUUUCACUUGGCCUUAGAUCAUUUUCAAAACUUGUUGACAGAUAUAUUAUGAGAACCUUUCAGUCCCAUUCUAAAAACCAAAUAUCAAUAUCAAUUUACAAGUUUAAUUAUCUUAUUAGAUGAAUUAUUUCAACAGUAUUUAAUUUAAAUUAAACGAGGAAUUUAUGAGUCAGAUAAAAUUUAGAUAUUUAAACUUGUUACAUAAAUAAUUUAAUAUUUGUGAUUAUGCAUUAUUAGUGUUUGAUAUUGCAAUAUUGACUACCGUUUAGCUCGGGUAAAUAAAAAAAUAAGUAGCAUGCAUGUUGGUGUGUUAAAUUCAUUAAUUUUAUUGCUGACAAAAUUUCUAUUGUAUCAACCCGCGACCUGCAGCCCGAAGCCCGCAAUUUUGUGUACAUGUAUAUAUUUUGCGGGCUGCAGGUUGCUACAAUGAAACAUUUUUCCAUUAUAGGAACCCACAAUUUAGUGUUACUGUAUUAAAUGGUUGCACAUUUUUACUCGAAAAAUGAGAAGUUGAGUACAAUAAGCCUCUGCAAUUUUGUCAGAUGUGAUCAUGAUCGUUGAAAAAAUUCUUGUAUUUUAAGUUUACACUAAUUUCUUUAUUUUCGAUUGCGAAACAAGUUCUUACAACUUAUAAUUAAUCGCUAGCGAGACUCAUUUCAGAUGGAAUUAACCUCGAGUUAAGAUGUUUUAGUUGUCUUGUAAAAUGAAAAACGCAAUAAGUGUUUAAAAACAAACUCAAACUCAAACUCAUCACAAACUGCUGUAUCUCGUACAAAAAUGAUAGAAUUAUGAGAUUUCACAAGUUAUUCUAUUAUUCUGAGACCUGGAUGCCCAGGUCAAACCGAAGUUAUGAUUAUUUUUUGAUAUGCUCCAGUAACCAGCGUGUACACCUCAUUCAAAUAAUUAUUUUUCUAUAAUUUGGCUUUAACGAUUUUUUUAUUCCGAUGUUACUUUGUUCCCAAAAAAUUGCUUUACAGUGUAAAACCGCACUGAAAAAUAACCACCAGUUAAGGAACUACACAUGGAGUAGCAUUAUUUAUUGAACGACCCUCGUAUUUCUGAGUGUCAAAAAGUUAGCAAUUUUUGAAAUCCAUCUGUUUGGGGUGCACAGAUUUUAGCAAAUUUCUGAUUUCCUGACUUAUGUAAUGAUAACACAUUCUUAUGGUACAUUACAAUUUUAUUUACAAAUAUUAGCGAAUUUUUACAAUUUUCCAAAAUUUCCACCUUGCUAAGUUUACCACUUCUACGGUAUGUUUCUGCGCAUCCGAAACUGUCUAAUACUUGGAUUUUUCAUUGAUUUUCACCAUUCUGUGUUUAUCACAGGUAGCUAAAUACCUUCUGGAAAUAUAUUGGGCAAAUAAUUUAGUUAAUUUAUUACUAUUUCAUCUAUGUACACACAUAUUAAAAUAAAAUACAAUGCACAUAUAAUCUUAAAAUCUCAGCCAAGUUUGAUUCUGGGCUACACCUGUAUACUGUAAGUCAAGAGUUGUCGGCCCUUCAAUGUAACACAAUUUGUUACGUAUCACCUUGUUAGAUCUAGUACAUCACAUGUAUCUUGAUUUCUUUUGGAAUCCUAAUCAUAUUUAUAUACAAUAUGAAGUGAUCUUAAGAUCUAGAUCUAGAUCAGGAGUGAUUACAAGGCAAAUCAGACUAAAAAGUCUAGCAGAGUCAGAGCUAUAAGGCCUUGAUCUAUAAAAAAUAAAAUGAUUCCCACAUUUACACUUUCAUUUCUGCAUCAAUCCAAAUGAUAUGAAGAAUUAAAAUCUGGUGCAAGUGUGAUGGUAAGAUCGUUAAGAAAUGGGCUGUUGCUUGUAAUGUUUAAAAGAAAAUUCUCUUCAAAUGGUCACAUUGACCUAAUGAUUCCAAUAGCCCCUUCAUCCGAGUGGUCUCAAAUGCAUUUCACAGAUAAGAAACAUGUAUUUUAUAAAGUUUCACCUAAAAGUCUGUUACUUAUAAUUAACAAGAAAAAAAAAAAAGAGAAAAAUAACAUGUUAUCUCCGUGUGAUGAACAUUUAAUAUAUAAAUGCAAAUGCCAUUUCAAAUUUAAAUAAUAAAUCCAGUGCUACAUCAAAAAAUGCUACACAUUUUUUUCAUCAUUUUUAAUUGGAAUUGACACCACUAUGAUAAUGCACGUCCUUUCUCCUGUCACUUAAAAUGAAAAUUAAUGUAGGCAACAACCAUCCAAUAUACCCUAAUAAAACCUUUAAAUAUUUAAUCAACCGCAUGGUAGGUGUUAGAAAUACAUGGAACUAGAACAUAAAUAUAGACACUACAUUUAUUUUUUCAGAAAUAUAUUAUAUAUAUACUGACUCGCAUUUUCUCUAAAGGGCAAUAAAUCAAUUAUUUUGUUAACAGGAAUUUAGAUGGAGCUUCACAGGCUUAAUACAACAUUUCAAAAUUUUGACUCAAUGACUCCAUUCCAAAUUUGACUCCACUCCAAAAUUUGACUCCACUCCACGACUCCACUCCAAUUUUGACUCCACUCCACCACUCCACUCCAUGACUCCACUCCACGACUCCACUCCAUGUUUUGUAGUAUGCCUAAAAAUAAAGUGUAAACUUUCUUUGCCUUGAUAGGCAAUGAAAACGAAAAUUACAGUGUCAGUUUUGGGUGUGUGAAGUGUAAGUACAUGUACAUUGUAACACCGCACCCCUCCUCCCCCCUCCCCAACAGCCUUUACAGAAUAUAGGCUAUAUUGAUUUGCUUAAUAUAUUAAUCAGUCUGUUUGUAUACCAUUUAAUUUCAGGUUAAUAACUUAGGUACACUUUGAAAGUAUUUUAGGGGAAUGGAGUCACAGUGUCCCCUCCACCACACAAAUGAAAUACAGAGGACAAUUGAGCCUUUUGCGAUGAAACUUCAUGUUACAGUGGCCUGUAGUUAGUGGGUGACCCCUAUUGUUUUGAAGGGUCAGUACCUCAUUGAUCAAGGCCAUGGUGACCUUGAGACUAAAACCAGUUUCUGAUCAAUAAUUGGAGAAUUUUUACAUCCGUGGUUAUACAUCUUUUGAAUUAUUGCCUAGUUUUGCUAGAUGAUCCUUAUUGUUUUAACUUGUCUCUACUUAUUAUAUUGUUUAUUAUCAUUUACUUGUGACAGCUCAUCUUGUCUGUGCGGGAGUGGGUGGGGUGCAUACACACUUCUUGAUGUAAGUUACCCGUAGUCCCAUGAUCUUGUUACACUGUUUAUCUCUGUGUUUUCAUUAUAUUUUGUUUGAACAUGUACAGUUAGGUUUUACUGAAGUUUAUUAUUGUAUUUAUUUAGUCUCAUUUGAACUCAAAAUGUUUUAAUUUUAUAUACUGCAUAAUAUAAUCAUAUCUCAGUUAAUAUUAUACUUUUGAGCUGAAAGGAAGUUUAGAUCUUCUUUUAUUGAUAAGGGGGAUGGAGGUGCUGCUUUAAAGUUAUUUCAGUGGUAGGCCACGGUUAAACCUUGGUGAAAAUUGUCAAUAAGUACAUCUAUUUAUUUAAUUUCAUAUAACAGCUUAUAUAUUAACUCAUUAAACUGAGAUAUUGUGCUGUUUGAAAUUGAAAAGUUUAUGUACUGUUCAGUUCAAAUUGGCAAAAAUAUUGAUUUUUUAUAAUCAUUCAGUUCGUUUUUAAUAUGGACAGGACGUACAGCAUAAAACAUAUCACAGAUAAAAUCAUUGGCUUUCUAAUGGUAUCUCAAUGCUGAAGAAAAUUGCCUUCAAAUAGCGAGAAAAUUUAAAAACCUCAAAUUUUUACAUAGAGAAAUGAACAAAAAAUACAUGUUUGUGAAUGUGAUAAAACUUACAUAAUGCUACAGUCUUUCAGAACCAUACUUGAAAUGGUUCUAUUCAGUUCUGUUAGUUAAUACUUUUUCAAUGAAGGGUAUUAGAAUGCUCAGAUGUUCUGAUGUACUUGUGGGGGAAGAUGGGUUUCAUUUGAGAACAAUACCACAAAAUUCUUCACUACUUUCACAUGCUAGUUUUGUAAAACAUGUUUUGUAAAUAUUUUAAUGGGAUUAAAGCUGGUGCUCAAACAAAAGUACCAAUACGAAAUGCACAUAAUGGUACCUUUGGUAAAUAAAACAUUUAUUUGGUUCCCCCUCUCCAACCAACAAAGAGGUGGCAUAUUGUUGAUUGUUGUGCAUAUUGCUUGUCUGUUGGUCGGUUGGUGAGUCUGUCAGUCAGUAGACAAUUUAAAUUUCAGCCAAUAAAUAAGGGUAUGAUAGAGCUGCCUGAAGUCAGUAGAGGACCCAUAUUGUUUUAGGGGUCAGUAGGUCAAAGGUCAAAAUACCAGUGACCUCAAGUCUGAUCAUUAUCUGGAGAAUACGUUGGCCUCUGGUGUAAAUAACAUCAUAGGAUGAUUAUGCGUGUAGUCAGUAAAUGACCCCAGCUGUUGUUGAAGUCAUUAGGUCAAGGUCACAGCAUAUAGUCAGUAAAUGACCCCGGCUGUUGUUGAAGUCAUUAGGUCAAGGUCACAGCAUAUAGUCAGUAAAUGACCCCGGCUGUUGUUGAAGUCAUUAGGUCAAGGUCACAGCAUAUAGUCAGUAAAUGACCCCGGCUGUUGUUGAAGUCAUUAGGUGAAGGUCACAGCAUAUAGUCAGUAAAUGACCCCGGCUGUUGUUGAAGUCAUUAGGUGAAGGUCACAGCAUAAAAAUUGCCCCGAACAGGCCAUCAAGUUGGGCAUAUUUGUUUUACAAACAGCUCUUGUUUGAUAAAAAAACUUUCGAAAUUAUUGAUCAGUGGUAAAAGGUUUCAGCAUCUUGGUGCAGAAUAUUAAUUUUGAGCAUAGCUUCGGAUCGUCAGAAAAGCAUGCAUUAUAAUACAGACCUGCUAUUCAACACAAAGCACAAGGUCCUUUUCCUGUGUUAGCAUAAUGUCUGUCUACUUAUUUCAAGUCCCAAUAUCUAGUGCUAAUAAAGAUGGAAUAGAGAAAGGUUAAAUAAUGUCAGCAGUUUGUACAAGUUGUGCAUCUAAGUUUUAGACAAAAUCCCCAAAAAUGCAUUCUUUGUUUGUUAUAUGCAGUGUGAAGUAUAUGGUGUGAUUGAUCAUACAUUUGUUUUCCUGUAAACUGUUUAGUACAUAAUACUUGUAUGUAUACCUUAUAAUGUAGAUAGUGUUACUUCUAGUGUACAGCAGCUAUAUUUGUUAAUGCUCGUUUAUUAGGUAUAUAUGUAAAUACCGCUGUCUCAAAGCUUAAUCUGUACAGUGUUUUAGCAGAUUUUACACUGUAGAUAAUAGAAUUAUGUAUCUUACUGAAAUAAACUGUAUUUGUUGAGUUGUAA
Molecule: messenger RNA, 16511 nt
Organism: Mercenaria mercenaria
Lineage: Eukaryota; Metazoa; Mollusca; Bivalvia; Venerida; Veneridae
Product: clathrin heavy chain 1-like
Exons: 9
Coding region: 139-1272 (377 amino acids)
Biological process (GO): receptor-mediated endocytosis; intracellular protein transport
Cellular component (GO): clathrin coat of coated pit; clathrin complex; clathrin coat of trans-Golgi network vesicle
Molecular function (GO): clathrin light chain binding; structural molecule activity
Source: RefSeq, a predicted model, not a curated record